Messenger RNA from Xiphophorus hellerii (green swordtail), 1503 nucleotides. RefSeq names its product polymeric immunoglobulin receptor-like. Gene Ontology annotation, molecular function: transmembrane signaling receptor activity. NCBI's taxonomy places the organism in Eukaryota, Metazoa, Chordata, Actinopteri, Cyprinodontiformes, Poeciliidae. The record is from RefSeq and is a predicted model, not a curated record. The transcript is spliced from 8 exons. Gene Ontology annotation, cellular component: plasma membrane. Bases 86 to 1180 code for a protein of 364 amino acids.
GGAAGAGGAAGAGGAGGAGGAGGAGGAAGAGUUUAAUUAGAGAAGUUAAAGUGAUGAACACAAAUAGACGGAAAGAAGCGCCGACAUGAUCGCCCAGCUCACGUUGUUCUGCUUCUUCUCCCUCUGUCUGCAGGGUGCAGACAGCUGCUACCGUGAGGACGUCAUGUCUCAGUUCAGAGCAGCCGGAGAAAACUUCUCCUUUUUAUGCCUUCAUCACCUCCCUGGAACCUGGAAGAUCUUCUGCAGGGAUGACUGUGAGGGAGAAAACGUCCUGAUCAAAACGCAGGCAGACUCAGCUCAAAGCGGUCGAUUCAGCUCAGAGUAUCGAUCCAGUCAGAUACUGGUUGUUUCCAUCUCUCCCCUGACCAAGUCUGACUCUGGAACGUACCGCUGCGGGACCGGCGCCUCGGUGUCUGCAGCUUCAUUCACAGAGUUUGAACUCAGAGUCACAGACGCGGUGCUGGAUAGACGCAGCGGGCCGCAGCAGAAGCGAGUGUCUGCAGAACCCGGCAGCUCCGUCACCGUGGCCUGUUGGUUUGCUUUCUCUGGUGGGACGAAGUAUUUCUGCAGAGGAGACUGUGGAGGAAACGCUCUGGUCCAGACGGCAGGAGAAUCCGCUCACAGCGGCAGGUACAGCAUCCAGCAUGAAAGAAAAUUAUCUGCUGAGGGAGUUCUGCUGGUCACCAUCACUGAGCUGACCCAGUCCGACUCCGGGCGGUACCGCUGUCAGCAGGACGGACCCAACACUGCAUUCACAGACUUUGACAUCACCGUCACACCGGCCGUUCAGCCAUCAACCUCCAGACCAGAAACCACUCAGAUGUCUGCUUCCUCUCAUCAACCUGCACAAAUUCAGGUUCCACUCAGCCACCACACCAGAAACAAAAAUCUGAAUUCCCUCAUCAGCAUCACUCAGCCUGAUGUUCCUGUGGUUGUUGGUGUGACUCUGGCUGCCAUGAUGGUUCUGAUCCCAGCAGCUCUGCUGGUUUCCUGCAGGAGAAGAUCUCUGAGAGGUUUGAGGACCAGAGGAGGCUUGAAUGGUUCAGUCACUGAGACUCUCACCCAUGAGAGCUGCGAUCCAGAGGAUCCAGAGGAUCCAGAGGAUCCCACCUACCAGAGCCUCCACCCGUCCAGCCGGGACCAGAACCAGAUCUACUCAGAACUCACUCAACCCAAAUGAGAAGCUGGACCUCAGCAGCUUGCUCACUGAUACUGAAAUAUAAAGCGCUGAAAGACAAAGUAACAUUUAAAAUGUCUGAAGAAGUUAAUUGAUCAUUCAAAUGAAUCAAUGUUUUCUGAAAUUAAAUCAGGAUUUUCUGUUUUUAGGUUAAACUGUUUAUUUCAGCACUUUAACUCAUUUAUUCUAACUGAGACCCAAUCAACCAGAACUUUGACCAUAUGCAACUUAUACAAUGCUGUUUUAUGUAUUUGUAUUUUUUUAAACAAUAUCUGCAGCUUUAAAGCAAAAAUAAAUAUUCUGUUACCAUGUUUGGUACUCCAUUA